Molecule: messenger RNA, 1323 nt
Organism: Cimex lectularius (bed bug)
Lineage: Eukaryota; Metazoa; Arthropoda; Insecta; Hemiptera; Cimicidae
Product: nuclear receptor subfamily 1 group D member 1-like
Exons: 4
Coding region: 243-875 (210 amino acids)
Biological process (GO): regulation of DNA-templated transcription
Molecular function (GO): zinc ion binding; sequence-specific DNA binding; DNA-binding transcription factor activity
Source: RefSeq, a predicted model, not a curated record
UCCGGUCCGUGGCACCAUCUGCCGGCUUCCUCUUCGCGGAUCAGUGGCUGCUAAGUCUUGGGCCAUGUAGGGUCUACGCGGUCCGGGCCGGCUUUUUUUCCUCUAAAGAACUGUCACCCUCGGAAAGCCGCGAGAGGUGGCUCGGAAGAAGAAACGCGUCACAGCGUCUCCGAUAUGACGACUUGGCCGUUUUCCGUCCGAAAAGUCGAGACCUGACUUAAAACGAGCCCGAUUCGAUUUUUAUGGAUACAAAUAUCAUGAACCAGCUCUGCCGGGUCUGUGGCGAACCAGCGGCUGGAUUCCACUUCGGCGCGUUUACCUGCGAAGGAUGCAAAAGUUUCUUUGGAAGGACGUACAACAACCUGAGCUCGAUUUCGGAGUGCAAGAACAACGGGGAAUGUGUGAUCAACAAGAAGAACAGGACGUCGUGCAAGGCUUGCAGACUGCGGAAAUGCCUGCUCGUCGGGAUGUCAAAGAGCGGCUCCAGGUACGGAAGGAGGUCCAAUUGGUUCAAGAUCCACUGCCUCCUCCAGGAGCAGGGUGGUUCCGGGGGUGCUCCGACGCCCCCCAAAUGGGACGAGGACAACAACAACGUCAAGAAAGAACCGCCCGUCUGGAGACUGCCGAUCCCUGGUGGACCUAUCUUCGGUUUUCCACCUCCGAUCCCUCCGUUUUUCCUACCCCGGGGUCUGCUGCUCCCUCCGCCUCCGCCGCCCACGCCUCCUCAGCCGCCGGCACCCGCCUCCUCCCUCGACAUCCUCAGGAGCCUCGGCCCAGUCCAGGACAGCCCGAUGGACCUAAGGCUCAGGAAGGACGAGGAAUCGACGCAGUCCGACAGGAAAACACCUCUGGAUCUCACGUGCGUCAAAACCUGACGCUCCGGCUCUUUUCCACCGGACGUUUUAUUUAUUUGUACGACCACUUUGUGUGAUUUUGUGCUCAAUAAAUCCGCGAAAAGUUGUGAUAGACGGUUUGUCAAAACGGAUCCGCCCUCUCUCGUGUUGAACAAAAAAUACAAUAAAAUAAAAUAAAAUAAAACAAGCGCCGCUACUUUCCAUUCUCAAAAACGAUUCUUAGUGAAUUAAAUAUAUCCUAUUUUCUAUAAUUUUCUUUAUAAAACUAUUUAAAAUAACAAAAUCAAGACAAUAAGUGCCAUUUUUUUAUUAUUGUUUAUAAAUUUUAUAGACGUAAAGAAGAAUUCGUCAUAAGGCCUCUGGCUCGAUUGUAAACGAGUAAGCUCAAGUCUCUAUCUGUAAAUAUUUUAGUUUUUUGGUACAUAGUUUUGUAAAUAGUGCAAUGUAUUUUUUGAAAGCGUGAUAUCAU